UGUGUAUAAUCCUCAAACACUCUCUUUUGCCCUGUGCAUGUGUAUACGCGUACCGCGACGCGUCGCGUCUUGGGCCUCUUGGUGAACGCGAUGGGCGCGACAUCCGCAAAAGAUAUUCCUUUUGAAGAAUUCUGUAAAUCAAUCAAGAUACUCGCCAGCGACAAAUCACUAUGCGCCCCUGAGACCAUCUUCAAAUCAUGGCUUCAAAGCCUUCCAAGACCCUUCCCACCUCACACGGGCAAACACCUCUUUCGCCUUCUCUUCCCCAACAAAGGCUCCAGACGACGGUAUGGCACAAAAGAAAUGAAAUUAUCGCGUACCCUCGAAGACGUGCUCGGACUACGCGGUCUCCUAGCCCAGUGGGACAGCGUCAAUUGGGACCCCAGAACAGAGGCCGGCACGGGCUGCCUUGGCCGGGAGGUAGAGAUCCAGAUGGAAUUGAGACUCGCGUACAAGCACGAAUCACAAUUCUCGCUCCGUGAACUCGACUCGCUGCUAGACGAACUCGCCUCGGACAAUCAUUUUUCCCAACUCUCCCAAGUCCAGUCCCAAACCCGCUCGCCUACCGAUAUCCUCAUUGAGCUCUACCGUCACGCAAAACUGAGCCCCUAUGCACUCUCUGUGCUCACACAAAUCAUCCUGCAAGACCUCCGACCCUUGUUGGACCCGUUACCAAGGCUGGAGGGUGGUCGGUGUCCAGGUAGCUAUCUAAGGAUCAAGAGCAAUACGAGAACCAAGCAACUCACCAUGCGAGGGGCGAUGAUGGGAUGGGAUCCGAGAAUGUGGGCGUAUUAUAAGGGCGGCAGAGGAAACAUGGACGUUUGUGCGGAUCUGGUAGAGGAGCUUGCAGCUACCAAAGCAUCAGUUGCGGCAGAGUCUCAAGUCGGCGUCAAUGUUGAAAUUACCAAAUGCAGACAAGGUCGCUCCAUCUCUGAUGCUCUCAAACCAUUUCAAUCAGGUGCGGGAAGACAGGCUGCAGGUGCUAUAUGGGCCGAGACCAAAUACGAUGGUUAUAGAAUGCAGAUUCACGUUGAGCUGGUGGGAGACAAGCCAAAGAUUACAAUAUUCAGCAAAUCCAUGCGAAACUGCACCGACGACAGAAUCAACGCACACGCUAUCAUAUGCCACGCCCUCAAUCUCCCUUGCAACCCCAAACUUCCCAAACACUCCUCUCUCGCCUCCAAACUCGCCGCCCUUCAGCAAUCCGGUCAAUCUCGUCCCCACAGCCGGAUCAAGAAAUCGGUCAUUCUGGAAGCUGAAAUCGUGCCGUACAAUGAGCAAGAUCGCGACGGGGGAAGAGGUCCGGGUAUAGAGGAAUUCUGGCAGAUCAAGAAUGCCGGCGUAGGGGCCCCUUCCGCUACAUCCUCCGCGUCAGGGCGUUGGGAUAACCAAAGCAGACACGUUUGCUUGGUCUUUUUUGAUUGUCUCCACGUGGACGGAAGGAAUCUGCUGCACACGCGGUAUGACGAGAGGAGGCGCAUAUUGGAAAAUGCCAUUGUACCUAUCCCAGGUUUUAGCAUGUUGGCCGAAAGGACCAAGAUCAGGGUCGCUCUCAGGCCAGAUCAUCUCGUUCAGCGGGACCUAGAUGAUCUCUUCAAUGCUAGCAACCUCGCUCGGGAGGAAGGACUCGUCCUCAAAGCUGCCGAGUCGACCUACGCGGCCAUGCAGUGGCCAUGGGUCAAGUUGAAGAAGGAUUAUAUCGAGGGGAUGGGUGAUUGUGUUGAUUUGGUGAUGGUUGGGGCAGGAUGGGAUGUUGAUCGCGCGCGCGAGUUGAGGGUGGACACGUCUGUCUUUACGACCUUCUACUUGGGCGUGCACGACAGUCACCCAGCCCGCGGACCGCCCAAAUCCACCACGCUAAUCGAGUCUGCCAUCUCCGCCGGGCAACACGGGAAAGGCCUACCACUUAUCAGGAUCCUCUUUGCGGUCUCGUACGGUCUCACCAGAGAUAUGCUCGAGCACUACAAUGCGCUGAUCCGUAUGGGGCGGUGGAAGAGUAGACCAUUUGACAAGGAUGAUCCGCUGAAGAAGCGAUGUAUUGGGUUGUCCUACAACUAUACCUUUGAGAAAUCCCUGUCAUCACUACCGUCGGUGCUAUUCAACGAUCCGCUCUGUGUAGAGGUCAUGGGCGCUGGGUUCCAAAAGAUUCCCGGUUCCGAGCUGUUUGAGCUCAGGUGGCCUAGGCUGCAAAAGAUCCAUGAGAAGAAGGAUAGAGAGUGGACUGAAGCUCCCAAAUCCAGCGAGUAUGUCGCCAUCGCUCAUGCUUCCUUGGGAUGGCAAGCUGCGCAUCCCGACUCGCACCCCCGACCUUCCUACCCGCAAGUCUCCCCCUUCCGUCAACUCCGCCACCGCCGCCAUUCUCCCACUCCCGAGUCUUCUUCCUCUACCGAAUGGCUAGACAAUCAUUGGCACUCCUGCUCGACCCUCCAGUUGAUCGAUAAGCCUGAUUUCUCCUUCACGCCAAGCCCGGCAAAGAGGUCGAACUCGGCCCCGGAGCUCGGGCAAGGGUAUGAGGCAGAAAAGGAGACGAGUCAGGAGGGUCCAGCGAAGUUCAAGAGGGAAGCGACACCUUUUGACAGAAUGGGAUCGCCGAGAGAAUCACCUCUUGAACAGAGGCAUUCGCCGACAAAGUCGCCUCUACAUAUAAGAGGCACGACUUUGAAUGCCUCUGGAAAGACCAACCGUGGCCCCGCUCAUAAAUUCUGGGAUGCCAUCUCUCACGGCUCAAAGAACAACCGCGCGGCAAACUCACAGAUGGACGGGAGGGGUCUGAGUUCUGCCAUCGUCAUUGACGAUGAUGAACCACCUGCUCUUAGGAGCGGGAUGAGCCCCAAGAAGAGGCGAAGGCUUGAACCGCCUGUCCCUAUCAAAGCUCACAAGGAGGUGCUCCAGCCAGCACAGCCGCCGGUGUGGGAUGGUGGAGGGGCGGAAUCAUGGUCUUCGGUGGUGACUUCGCCUUCGCAGCCCGCGCGAUCGCUUCCGGCUAUCGAGAGACAGCCACUCUCCCCUGUCCAGCAAAGCAAUCACUCCGACGUGAGCAAUAUGGUUACCACUUUCUUGAAGGACCCAGCUAGAGAGGGUAUCAAGGCGGUGAAGAAACAGGCGACAGAUAAGGACGCAAACCGGGAGACGAAGAAGACGUGGGACAAACCGCAGACGUUAUUGUCCAGGUGGCGGGCGAGAAAGAAGAGGGAAAAGGCGGCUCUCGCAGAGAAGGCUCAGGUACAGAAAGAGCUCAAAAGAGGAGAAUUAGAACAAGAGCAGGAGAUGGUCCAACCGCCGCUAGCGGUAUUUUCUUGACCUCUCUCCGUGUCACAUAACACAAUUCCAUGCUCAGGUGCCACCACGGACAUGAUAUACCAGGA
Messenger RNA from Cryptococcus amylolentus CBS 6039, 3365 nucleotides. RefSeq lists its product as hypothetical. Gene Ontology annotation, cellular component: mitochondrion; nucleus. Lineage: Eukaryota; Fungi; Basidiomycota; Tremellomycetes; Tremellales; Cryptococcaceae. Gene Ontology annotation, molecular function: ATP binding; DNA binding; DNA ligase (ATP) activity. The record is from RefSeq and is a predicted model, not a curated record. The transcript has 11 exons. The coding region runs from base 91 to 3300 and encodes 1069 amino acids. Gene Ontology annotation, biological process: Okazaki fragment processing involved in mitotic DNA replication; DNA repair; DNA recombination.